This is a messenger RNA of Charadrius vociferus (killdeer), 1125 nucleotides long. It is a transcript of the gene ACAT2, whose product is annotated as acetyl-CoA acetyltransferase 2. NCBI's taxonomy places the organism in Eukaryota, Metazoa, Chordata, Aves, Charadriiformes, Charadriidae. Gene Ontology annotation, biological process: fatty acid beta-oxidation. Gene Ontology annotation, molecular function: acetyl-CoA C-acetyltransferase activity. Bases 1 to 1020 code for a protein of 339 amino acids. The transcript has 7 exons. The record is from RefSeq and is a predicted model, not a curated record.
AUGCUGCCUGUUCCUGCAGGUGCUGGCCAGAACCCUGUCCGGCAGGCGAGUGUUGCUGCAGGAAUCCCUUACUCGGUGCCCGCCUGGAGCUGCCAGAUGAUCUGUGGGUCGGGCUUGAAAGCGGUGUGUCUGGCUGCGCAGUCCAUACUGACGGGAGAUUCCAGCAUCGUGGUUGCGGGAGGCAUGGAAAGCAUGAGCAAGGCUCCUCAUGUCAUUCACAUGCGAGCUGGGGUGAAAAUGGGAGAGGCUUCCUUGCAGGACACUAUAAUCCUUGAUGGACUUACAGAUGCUUUUUAUCAGUAUCAUAUGGGUAUAACAGCUGAAAAUGUGGCCAAUCAGUGGCAGGUCAGCAGAGGGGAACAAGACCAACUUGCUGUACAGUCACAAAACAGGGCAGAGGCAGCACAGAAAGCUGGCUAUUUUACGAAAGAAAUUGUUCCUGUUCUUGUACCUUCUAAAAAAGGUCCUAUAGAAGUUAAAACAGAUGAACAUCCUCGACAUGGGAGCAACUUGGAAACAAUGGCAAAGUUAAAGCCCUGUUUCCUGACAGACGGAACUGGGACAGUAACAGCAGCUAAUGCUUCAGGUAUAAAUGAUGGAGCUGCAGCUGUAAUUCUAAUGAAGAAAUCGGAAGCUGCUAGGAGAGGUCUUAUGCCUCUGGCUCGGAUUGUAUCUUGGGCUCAGACAGGUAUAGACCCAUCUAUAAUGGGAGUAGGGCCCAUUUCAGCAAUAAAGCAAGCUAUUGAGAAAGCCAGCUGGACUCUGGAACAAGUUGACCUGUUUGAAAUUAACGAAGCCUUUGCAUCGUUAUCUGUUGCAAUAGCCAAAGAACUGAAAGUAAACCCAGAAAAGAUUAAUAUCCAAGGUGGAGCUAUUGCUCUUGGCCACCCUCUUGGCGCCUCUGGUUGUCGCAUCCUUGUUACUCUUCUACAUGCACUGGAACGAACAGGUGGAAAACGUGGCAUUGCUGCUCUCUGUAUAGGAGGGGGAAUGGGAAUAGCCAUGUGCGUUGAGAGAUGAAUGUGGAUGAAUGAACAGCUAGUGCUAACUAGCUUACAGCUCACUAAUAAACUGCUAAUCACGGAGCUUAUGUUUGCUGGUUUUGCCUAAUAUUAAAUAAGCUUA